Molecule: messenger RNA, 1871 nt
Organism: Camellia sinensis
Lineage: Eukaryota; Viridiplantae; Streptophyta; Magnoliopsida; Ericales; Theaceae
Product: transcription factor MYB27
Biological process (GO): regulation of DNA-templated transcription
Cellular component (GO): nucleus
Molecular function (GO): sequence-specific DNA binding; DNA-binding transcription factor activity
Source: RefSeq, a predicted model, not a curated record
UACCAGCAUACGCUAAGGGUUGGUAUUUUAUGUUGUCUUCUAAUUCAUGAAGUUCAUACAUGGUUUGAAAUACCAUUGCUACCUGUCAUACUGGAAUUUGGAGCUUUUGAGUCAUAUUCACCAAAAUUUCAUUGUGAUUAUCAAUCAAUUGGAUCCAGCAAUCUUGGACAAUUGUUUUGAUGAUCUGUCGCUGAGGGAAAAAAUACACUGGGGGCUUGGCCUCGGCAAGAAGGGGGGAAAAACUGGGAGUUUGGUGCCUAAACGUACUUGUAUUGGUUCAAGUUUUGUAAUUUUCAACCAAUUUUGCACAUAGAUUGGGGCAUAUGUAUUUUUGUAAUUUUUUCCAACCAAUCUUGUGUCAAUGCUAUAAUUUUUUUUCUUUCUUGUAAAUAAAACAUGUAUUUUAAUAUCUGAUUACAAUGCAACAACCAAGUUCGAAGUGUUGAAGCAUUUGAAUAAUUGAGUUUUAGGGCAUUUGUUGAUGAUUAAAAAAACCCAUGAUCAUUUCUAUGAUAUGUAUUGCUUGAUAUUGCUGAUACCAUUAUAUCGCGACCGUUCUUAUUAUGUAUCUUGAUUUUGCGAUUUAGAAUACAAGCUAUUCUUUUCAACUGUAAGAAAAGGCAAACAGAAGAUUUAGAAGGAGAUUCACAUUGUGGAUAUGUGAUCCAAAGCACUAUCCAUAUCUUCUCUUUUCCUUUUUCGUUUCUUAAUCAUAAUAUGCUCUUGAUGAUAACAUUUGAUGUUUAAAAUGGACCAUGACCAAAAGCUAUCUGCAAACUACAAUAUUAAUAUAAAAUAGACUUGCAUAUGUAACACAAGUGAAGAACAAACAAAAAUAUUGCAAAUAAGACCAGAAAAUGAUGAUGCAAAAGUGGACAUAGAACUAUAAAUCCAACCCAUUCUCAUGGAAAUGGACAAAUAUAAAAAUGCUUUGAUGACCUAACAGAGAGACCUCAUACAUUCAAGCCAAUGGAGUUCCCACAAAGUAGUGUUUUCCACCUAUUGUUGCCAUCUAAUAUUUUUGUGUUAUCUUCACUUGCCCCAUGUAGUUUCUUGUAUAAGAAGGCUAGUCCUCUUGAGUUUCUUGCAACAAUAGUAGGUUAUUCAGUAGCCAUGGAAGAUGAAAAAUUGCGCAAAGGGCCGUGGUAUGAGGAGGAAGACGAGCGGUUGACUGCCAUUGUUGCAGUUAUGGGGGAAAGACGAUGGGAUUCAGUAGCGACAGUCUCAGGCUUAAGGAGGAGCGGCAAGAGUUGUAGAAUGCGAUGGAUGAACUAUCUACGUCCCAAUCUUAAGCACGGUCGACUGAGUGCAGAAGAAGAGAGGAUCAUUCUUCAACUUCACAAGCAAUGGGGUAACAAAUGGUCAAAAAUUGCUCGAAGGUUGCCUGGAAGAACUGAUAAUGAGAUAAAGAACUACUGGAGAAGUCAUUUGAGAAAGAAUGCACAAGUCCGAGAGCAAGGAAACUACGAUCAGAGCAUCACAAACAACGCGAAACAAGAUGUGUUGGUUCCAAAAUUUGAUAAUGGAGACUGCACAUCUGUUAAGGAGAACAUUUUGAGAACCACUGAUGAUCACUCUGAUGUGUUUGAAUUAUCAAACUAUGGAAUUGCAAGUUCUCCAUAUGAAGUCCGCAUAUCGGAUUGGAUGUCAAGUUGGUCAGAUGAGCAAAGUGAAGUGAACCGUCAUCAUGGGGAGUGUCAGAGUUUGGACUCAGGUUUCUGUUGUUACUCAGUGUGGAACUCUAAAGAUCACAGUGAUAAUGGUUUAUGGGACUCUUCUGAUUUCCUCUGGGACACAGACUAAUUAAAUUUGCUUCACUUUGAGUUUGAGGAGUGAAUAAAAGAGAAAAUUUUGACUGUAAAAUUGGCUUC